ACACCACACCACACCACACCACACCACACGCUCCAAACAUGCUUGCCGCCACCAUGCGGGCUGCCUCGGCCGCCACCACUUCCGCCGCUACCGCCACCGCCGCCACCGCCGCCACCGCCUCCGCCCGGUGGGCCCACACCCUCGUCCUCCUCCGGCACGGCCAGUCGCAGUGGAACCUGGAGAACAGGUUCACUGGCUGGGUCGACGUUGCCCUCACCGACGACGGGCGCAAGGAGGCCGCCACCGCAGGCGCAGCUAUGGCUGCCGCAGGCCUCGAGUUUGAUGCCGCCUACACCUCGGUCCUCAAGCGGGCCAUCUCCACCCUCAACAUCGCCCUCGAGGUCAUGGGCUCCGAGUGGCUCCCGGUCUCCCGCUCGUGGCGCCUCAACGAGCGCCACUACGGCGCGCUGUCGGGCCUCAACAAGGCCGAGACCGCCGACAAGUUCGGCGAGGACCAGGUCCUUGUCUGGCGCCGCUCGUACGAUGUCCCGCCGCCGCUGCUCGACACAGACUCGCCGUACUGGCCUGGCCACGACCGCCGCUACGCUGGCCUCGACAGCGACAUCCUACCGCGUGGCGAGUGUCUCAAGGACACUGUCGAGCGCAUCAUGCCGUUGUGGGAGGGUGAGAUGGGCCCGGCUAUCGCCGCCGGCCAGCGCCUCGUCGUCGCUGCACACGGCAACUCCAUUCGCGCUCUCGUCAAGCACCUCGACAACAUCGACGACAACGACAUCCUCGGUAUCAACAUUCCCACGGGCGUCCCGCUCGUCUACACUCUCGACGACUCGCUCCGCCCCAUCCGCCAAGAAAACUCGGCUGGUCUCCUCUCUGGCGUCUACCUCGGCGACCCCGACGAGGUCGCCGCCGCCGCCGAGGCCGUCCGCAACCAGUCCGCCGCCACCGCCCACUAGCCCCACGCCCCAUCCCACACACCCACACACAACAGCAAACACAUGCUCAUGCCCG
Molecule: messenger RNA, 966 nt
Organism: Thecamonas trahens ATCC 50062
Lineage: Eukaryota; Apusomonadida; Apusomonadidae
Product: phosphoglycerate mutase
Exons: 1
Coding region: 39-911 (290 amino acids)
Biological process (GO): glycolytic process
Molecular function (GO): intramolecular phosphotransferase activity
Source: RefSeq, a predicted model, not a curated record